AUGGCUCCAAAAAGACAACUUUCAAACGACACUUGUGCUCUUGUCGAAUCCGAUUUGGAAAACAAUGCACAAUCUACUGAUACUAUCAAGGAUUCUGAUUUGCAAUCUAAAAAACCAAAAACACAAAAGACUUCUAAACCAGACUCGGAAGCUGGCCAAAUCACCAUCAAACCUACUGGUGAUCUUCUUUUAAACAUUGGUGGAAAGAAUCGCUUGACCGUUAGCAAGUGGAACAACAAAGUACUGGUUGGUAUUCGUGAAUAUUACACCAAAGAUGGUCAGGAAAAACCUGGUGCAAAGGGCAUUGCACUCUCUCCUGCAUCCUGGAAAAUGAUCAAGGAAAAUGCUGAUCUCAUUGACAAGACUAUAGCCAGUCUGGAAUAA
Messenger RNA from Batrachochytrium dendrobatidis JAM81, 384 nucleotides. RefSeq lists its product as uncharacterized. Gene Ontology annotation, biological process: positive regulation of transcription initiation by RNA polymerase II. The transcript has 2 exons. Gene Ontology annotation, cellular component: transcription regulator complex; nucleus. NCBI's taxonomy places the organism in Eukaryota, Fungi, Chytridiomycota, Chytridiomycetes, Rhizophydiales. Gene Ontology annotation, molecular function: transcription coactivator activity; DNA binding. The record is from RefSeq and is a predicted model, not a curated record. Bases 1 to 384 code for a protein of 127 amino acids.